Messenger RNA from Pygocentrus nattereri (red-bellied piranha), 3560 nucleotides. Its product is annotated as Fc receptor-like protein 5. Bases 52 to 1560 code for a protein of 502 amino acids. Lineage: Eukaryota; Metazoa; Chordata; Actinopteri; Characiformes; Serrasalmidae. The transcript is spliced from 9 exons. The record is from RefSeq and is a predicted model, not a curated record.
GAACUUAGUCCUGCAGAUGGCCGAGUGGAGUUUUUCAGUGACAGAGUUAAUAUGAACACACUGAGAUUGAAACAUCUCACAGAGAGCGACUCAGCAGAAUAUCUCCUCAGAUUUAAAGUCCCCUACACAGACAGCUCUUCUGUGGUCUCUCUCUCUGUCACAGGCCUGAAGGUGCAAGUGGAACCUGUUGCAGUCACACUGUCAGAGGAACAGACAGUAACAUUGAUGUGUAGCACCACCUGCACUCUGCCUAACAACCCCACUUACAUCUGGUACAAGAACGGACAGCCUCUGUCUCACUGCAAAUCUGCCUCCUGCUCUGUAGCCGUGGUCAGUGGUGGGGUCAGCUACAGCUGUGUUGUUGAAGGCUAUGAUAGCCUACCCUCUCCUCCAGUGUAUUCUCCUAGAAACACAAGAGCCGUGAUCGUUCCCUCUGGAGAGGUAGUGGAGGGAGAGUCAGUGACUCUGAGCUGCAGCAGUGAUUCAAACCCUCCUGUUCUCAUCUACUGGUUUAAGCAGAGAGCAGCUUCAGACGCCCCACUGACAACAGGCCAGAAUUACACCAUCACCAACAUCAGCUCCCAGCACAGUGGACUCUACUACUGCACCGCUCACAACCAGCUAGGACAGCACAGCUCAACACCCACCCGUCUGGACGUGCUAUAUUCCCCUAGAAACACAAGAGCAGUGAUGGUUUCCUCUGGAGAGGUAGUGGAGGGAGAGUCAGUGACUCUGAGCUGCAGCAGUGAUUCAAACCCUCCUGUUCUCAUCUACUCCUGGUUUAAGAGAUCAGCUGCAGACGCACCACUGACAACAGGCCAGAAUUACACCAUCACCAACAUCAGCUCCCAGCACAGUGGACUCUACUACUGCACUGCUCAGAACCAGCUAGGACAGCACAGCUCAACACCCACCCGUCUGGACGUGCUAUACCCUCCCAGACUACCAUCUGUAUCGGAGCAUGUCUCUGGCAGCUCAGUCACCCUUGUCUGUGUCAGUGACUCCAACCCUGCCAGCUCUUACUUCUGGUACAAGAAAACAGGAAGUGACAUCCAACUCAUUGGAAACAGCACCAAUUUAACUUUAGUCACAGGAGCACAUGGAUCUCUCUACUGCAUGGCAAUGAAUCAGUAUGGAUCAUACAACUCAUCGGUGUCGUUAUUUAUAUCAGAUAACACAUCUGCAAAAUAUGCAGCUUCUUCAGUCACUGUGAUUCUCAUACUGACGGUCAUUGCCGCCUUUUUGUGGAUGAGGAGACAAGCAGCAGCUGCCAGCAACAGGAGUGGGGAGAAGAGUGGAAGGGAUGAAUGUGCUCCAGUGUAUGAUAACAUCUCAGCCGUGCCCAUGACUUCUGCUCCCACAAGGACAGCAGCGUCAGAUGAUGAUGAGGAUGAACUUAACUACACCACUGUUCGUUUCACACGCUCUCCCCUGCUAUACUCCACUGUCCAACUGCCAAAUGCUCUUCAACAAGGCAAGGAUGUGGAGUAUGCCACAGUGACCCUUUCUAAACCAAGAGCUCUUCGAAAUCCAAUCUACGGCACAGUCAAAAGAACCUGAGAAGAACAAACUGCUGCAUCGAGCACCAAUCUCUCCAGACUCACCAUAACAAAUAAGCGCAGAUACUCCUCCAAUCAUCAGUACAGCAUUUAAAGUGAUAUUACAAUUAAAAAAACGAAUAUACACUAUGCGGAUGAAAGUCCUGGGACACCUACACAUUACACCUACAGGAGCUUUUAUGGCAUCCUGUUCUAGGCAUUACUAUGGAUUUGAUCCCUCCUUUACAGCUUUAACAGCUUUCACUCGUCUGGGAAGAUUCGGGAGUGUGUCUGAGUAUUGAAUUGAUAUUUUCGACCAUUCAUCUAGGAGAGCAUUUGUGAGGUCAGACACUGGUAUUGGAUGAGAGAACCUGGCUCGAUCACCAUUGAAUUUCCCCCCAAGGUGUUCAAUGGGUUUAAGGUCAGGGCUUUGUGUGGGCCAGCCAGGUUCACCAAAUUCACCUAAUCAUGCCUUUGCUCUGUGUACUGGAGCUCUGUCAUGCUGGAACAGAAAAGGGUCUUCCCCAAACUGUUCCCACAAAGUUGGAAGCAGGCAGUUGUCCAAACUGCUGAAGCAUUAAGACGGACCUGUACUGGAACUUACGGGCCUAUGCCAGCCCCUGAAAAACAACCCCAUAGCAUUAUCCCUCCUCCACCAAACUUCACACUUGGCAGUCAGAAAGGUAACAUUCUCUGGGCAUUUGCCCUUCACUUGAUUUGUCACUCCACAGAAUACAUUUUCCCUGUUAGCUAUUGGGUGUGACUGAAACACUUGAACUCAGUAAUUAGGAGGUGUGUCCCACUACUUCAGUCCAUAUAGUGUAGUUCCCAUAAUCAUAAGGGUUGUUUAGUUUGUCACCUUUUAUGAAACACUGCUCUAAACCAUUGGACCAAAAUUUGCAGAGCAUGUUUAUUAUGUGUUACUGGUUUAGACUUUAUUGCUUUACAAACCUACUACUGCUUCACCUCCACUGUGAUGUACAUUUCUGUGUUGUAUUGAAUGUCACACUGUGUAAUGCUGUUGGGUACCAAACUGAACGACCGUAAUUUAAAUAGUGAUGUGAAAUUCUAGCCUUACUCUUUUCAUAACUGCUAAACUCCAGAUCUACUAUUCAUCAGAUUUUGUAUUUUACUGAAAGGAUUUACCUCCAUGUGGUUUGACAAUAACAUUUAUUAGUAUAUAUAAAGAAAUGUGAUAUUUGUAACUAUAUUAACACCUCUUCAGUACCUUGCUGUCUAAUCAGCUGCUUAAUGAUCAUAUUGGUCUCAAAAGUGUGAGCUCAUUGAUAAAAACAAAGACUUGUCAGCCAGUUUUCUACAUUGCUUCCUCAGAUUAAGCCUAAGCCUAAAUACUGUUGGCACUGCAGUUCAUUCCAGCACCUAAUCUAUGUCUGAAACAUACCUGCCUUGUGAGCAGUUAGAGAUUAUCUACUGUAAUGUAACUGGUAUAUGUAUAAUGUAGAGCAUAUUUCUUAUGAAUGUAUUCUUACACUGAGCAUGUAAUAUAUGACUCUGGGUUUUGUGCCUCUGUGAGGCCUGUGGUAUGUUUGUGUGGUGUUUUUUCAUGGACUGUUGGAGAGUGAUUGUUCCUUGAGAUGGUUUUUGUGACCUGCUUAUCUCAGUCUCCAAAAAGUCCUGCCACAGUCUGCAACUGACACUGGGUGCUGUAACUGUGGGUCUAAGUAAUAGGUGAUUUUGUAGCCCCUGAUUGCUUUUAACAUGCAUAUGAGGGACCCACGUGGACAUCAUUUCUGUUGAAUUUAAGUAGUGAGAUGAUGCUUAGUUAUGUUUGUGAACCAGCCCAAUCGCCUUUAUAUUAUAUUACAAUACAUUCUGCUACGUUGUCUGAGACUGUAUAUUGCAACUGCAAACAUGUUGAUCUGUUGAUAUCAUUUCUCUACUUUUUUUUAUUGUUGCUAGCAUUUCAUCUAUUUUUAUCCAUUAUCUUUUUUCAGGUCUAUUUUUUAUGUUUGUGUAAUUCUGGAAAGUAAGUUUACUAUUAAAUUGUGUGGUUUUUCUGUA